CCAAGCCGCGGCGACCGGGGCGGUAACGGCAGGGAGCAGGAGAGUGCUAACUGCAUCCCUGUGGGCCGGGAGGGAGGCAUUGGCUGUGGAGGGAUCUGACAGUGCCUGGUCAGGCGGAGUAACCCAAUCCGUCUCUGGAGAGAGAGAAGAGGAAGUGGCUCCUAUCCUGGCUCUGGAAGACAGUUAGGGAUCCUGACCCCAGGGGACUUAAUAUUGGGAUUGGUGUUAUAGAGAAUACACAACAGUUCCACAAUGGAAGAAAGGGCAAAUGGUACAGUGGCUCAUAACUCACUGGCUGAAUACUCUCCCAUCAAGGAACCAGGCAAGCCAGAUUCAAGUGACAGCUGUGAAAUGUAUGAAAGAAACAAAGAAACAAUGCAGCUGAAGAAAGAAAUCUCUUUGCUUAAUGGAAUCAGCCUCAUUGUAGGCAACAUGAUUGGUUCAGGCAUCUUUGUCUCGCCUAAAGGAGUUCUCAUCUACAGUGCCUCCUAUGGAUUGUCGCUAAUAAUCUGGGCAACUGGGGGGAUUUUUUCGGUGUUUGGAGCACUCUGCUAUGCUGAACUGGGAACCACUAUUACCAAGUCAGGAGCCAGCUAUGCAUAUAUCUUGGAGGCCUUUGGGAGCUUUAUUGCUUUUAUUCGCUUAUGGACCUCAUUAUUAAUUGUUGAGCCAACUAGUCAGGCAAUUAUUGCAAUAACCUUUGCUAACUACAUUGUGCAGCCUGUCUUCCCUUCUUGUGAGCCUCCUUAUGUUGCCUGUCGUCUCAUUGCAGCUGCUUGUAUAUGUCUUCUAACCUUUAUAAAUUGUGCCUAUGUUAAAUGGGGAACAAGGGUGCAGGAUGUAUUCACAUAUGCUAAAGUCAUUGCCCUUAUUGUCAUCAUCAUAACAGGAAUUGUUAAACUAUGCCAGGGACAUUCAGGACACUUUCAGAAUUCCUUUGAGGGAUCUUCUUGGGACCUAGGAGACAUUUCUCUUGCACUGUAUUCUGCCCUGUUCUCUUACUCAGGAUGGGAUACCCUUAAUUUUGUAACAGAAGAAAUCAAAAACCCAGAAAGGAAUCUGCCACUGGCUAUUGCAGUUUCUAUGCCCAUUGUGACGGUUAUCUAUAUUUUGACCAACAUAGCUUACUAUACGGUGUUGGAUAUUCAUGCUGUUCUUUCCAGUGAUGCUGUGGCGGUGACAUUUGCUGACAAGGUGUUCGGCAUUUUCAGUUGGACAGUUCCUGUUGCUGUAGCUGUUUCAUGUUUUGGUGGACUUAAUGCAUCAAUUUUAGCAUCAUCUAGGCUAUUUUUUGUAGGAUCCCGGGAAGGUCAUCUCCCUGAUCUAUUGUCCAUGAUCCAUAUAGGGAGGUUCACACCUGUACCAGCACUACUGUUCAAUUGUACUAUGGCCCUUAUUUAUCUGACUGUAGAAGAUGUCUUCCAGCUUAUUAACUACUUCAGUUUCAGUUACUGGUUUUUUGUGGGACUAUCAAUAGCUGGGCAAUUAUACCUCCGCUGGAAGGAACCAGAUCGACCCAGGCCUCUCAAGUUGAGCCUAUUUUUCCCAAUAGCUUUCUGUAUAUGCUCAGUAUUUCUGGUGGUGGUGCCUCUAUAUAGUGACACCAUUAAUUCAUUGAUCGGAAUUGGCAUUGCUAUAUCUGGAAUUCCAGUCUAUUUCAUUGGAGUCUACUUGCCCAUUUCCAGAAGGCCUCCAUUUAUCAACAACAUUUUAGGUGCUAUCACUGAAGCCACCCAGGUGCUUUGUUACAGUGUUUUGACAGAGAUGGACAGUGAAAGUAAGAAAUUAGAGACCAAAUCUAACUAAAAAUUUAAAGCAGUUCCAAAAACAGCAGAGAACCAAGCGAAAGUUACUAACAGGAACAGAAGAGGAUCAACAGAGAAUAUGGGGCAACUGAAGAACUAUUGGAGCCAGGAACAGAUAUACCAGCUAUUACUGAAGAGGGAUGCUUGGGUGCAUAAUACUCCCUCCCAUGAUCUGUAGUUGAAGUAGUGUCAAUUCACAUUAUUAUGGGUAAUCAUUAGCCAGUCACUUCAGAUAUGGAAACAAUGUCUGAACUAUUCAUUAUAGUUUGAGGCCAAUUGAAAAUCUCGUAGAAAUGGGAUUUAAGUAGUAAGAAGGGAAACAGAUUCUAGAAUAGUAGAGCUGAGUGAUCAGAUUAAACAUACUUUGGAGAACUAGGUAGCAGAAUAAUGAAUCAUUUUAAGUACGUUAGGGUGACCAGAUGAGAGACAUGAAAUAUCAGGACACCGGCAGAGC
This is a messenger RNA of Chelonoidis abingdonii (Abingdon island giant tortoise), 2259 nucleotides long. RefSeq names its product solute carrier family 7 member 6 (gene SLC7A6). NCBI's taxonomy places the organism in Eukaryota, Metazoa, Chordata, Testudines, Testudinidae. Gene Ontology annotation, biological process: amino acid transmembrane transport. The record is from RefSeq and is a predicted model, not a curated record. Gene Ontology annotation, cellular component: membrane. Gene Ontology annotation, molecular function: L-amino acid transmembrane transporter activity.